AUGACAGUACUGCCAAGGUUCGUGGCCAUCCAGUCAAGGUACAACCAAAAGUACCUGCGGCACCGACAUAUACAACUGACAAAUGGGGAGCAACGGGAGUACCUCCAAUUCUCCGGCGACGACGCCACGAGCCUGGAAUCGAAAUUCGAGGUGGUGGCCGCCGGCAAUUUGGGAACAGAAUCCGCCGGGUGGGUGCACUUGAAGUGUUGCUACAACAACAAGUACGUGAAGAAGUGGGCCGAGGACAACGUGUGGCUUCACGCUGGGGCUGUGGAUGUGGAGGAGGAUCGAUUGAAAUGGGAUUGCACCUUGUUCAAGCCCGUCGCAUAUGAUGACGUUGCGCAGCCCUACUAUGGUCGUAUUGGUACGGCUACAACGGGAGUCGUCAUUAAUAAUGUUGUUGUGAGGUUGUUGCACGUCCAUCUUGGGCACUACGUCUGCUUGUUCAACGAGGAACCCUAUGAACCAUAUAGCGAUUGCUUAUUCACCAACUUUCAUAAUCAACCCGACAAGGAUGAGCGUGAUGUCCUCGUCAUCACUCAAUGGGACUCAUCAUCAUCACCAUCGACAGCCCCGGAUUCUUCUACACCGACGUAUUUGACGGUUGAGGAAGAGUUACGUCAAAAGUUGGCGCAAAAGGAUGAGGAUCUGAAAAGGCUGAGGAAGGAGAAUGAGGAGGCACUGCAAAAGCUGAGGAAGGAGAAGGAUGAUGAGAUACAAGCCUUAAGAAAGCACAAGGAUGAGGAGUUGAGACAAAAGGAUGAGGAUCUGAAAAGGCUGAGGAAGGAGAAUGAGGAGGCACUGCAAAAGCUGAGGAAGGAGAAGGAUGAUGAGAUACAAGCCUUAAGAAAGCACAACGAUGAGGAUCUGAAAAGGCUGAGGAAGGAGAAUGAGGAGGCACUGCAAAAGCUGAGGAAGGAGAAGGAUGAUGAGAUACAAGCCUUAAGAAAGCACAACGAUGAGGAGUUGAGACAAAAGCUAAAGAAGAAGGAUGAGGAGUAUCAAACUCUGAGGACGAACAAGGACAGGGAACUUGAGAAACUAAGACAGGAGAAGGAUGUGGAAUUGAGUGGCUUGAGGAUCCAACUAUCUGCCAAGGAUGUUGAGCUGGCGCGAAUUAGGGGGGAACUGGAGCGAUGCGGUGGGAAUUCUUGGGCGCUUUUGCCUUCGCAUAAGCUGCUUAGAUCGAGAGACUCUGCGUCAGUGGAAAGGAUACGAUAUCUAAGUAAGAGAUGUCGGGUGCCAUCACCAACUUUUGAAACUAGUGAACCGGCUAUAGGCGUACGCUUCCCUCACAUUCUUAAAGACCUUGAUCUCAGGUCAGAGGGAGUUCGGUAUCAAGAGGUUCUGGUGGUGGACGAGGAGACUGCCAGCUGGCCUCUUCCCAAACCGAUACACGUAUGGCCAGUUUACUACCUCUUCAACAAAUAUAAUUGGUGGUCACUGAAAACAACCCAUCCCGAUGGUGGCUUGACAAUGCUUGCGUAUUACCACGAAGAUAAUCCAUCAGACGUUCAAGAUUAUAAGGGAAGGCCAGUUGCCUUGCCCUUUACCCGAGACCAUACCCUUUUCUCACAACAACUUUUCUUCUUUGUUGAUUUCGGUCUUGGAGGGAGGGAAGGAGGGGAGAAGGGCGGCAAACGUGGUGGGGUAGGGUUGGAUUGGGAGGGAGAGAGAGGUGGCGAUGGGUUGUGGAGAAUGGCGGUGGGGUGGGAGCAGGGAGGGAAGUGGAGGAGGAAGGCGGUGGGGAGGGAGUGGGGGGGAGAGAUAGUGGAAGGUGAGAGAGGGAGGCUGAGAGUGGGAGGAGGGAGGACCAUCGACGGUGAGAAGUUAUGUCAGAGAGGGAAGGAGUGA
Linum tenue is the source of this 1854-nucleotide messenger RNA. NCBI's taxonomy places the organism in Eukaryota, Viridiplantae, Streptophyta, Magnoliopsida, Malpighiales, Linaceae. The record is from the annotation of a GenBank genome assembly.